This is a messenger RNA of Megalopta genalis, 1447 nucleotides long. Its product is annotated as ribosome biogenesis protein BRX1 homolog. The record is from RefSeq and is a predicted model, not a curated record. Gene Ontology annotation, biological process: ribosomal large subunit assembly; rRNA processing. NCBI's taxonomy places the organism in Eukaryota, Metazoa, Arthropoda, Insecta, Hymenoptera, Halictidae. Gene Ontology annotation, molecular function: rRNA binding. Gene Ontology annotation, cellular component: nucleolus.
UAUAACUGCAUGCGCUACCACGAGGUUAAAGUAUCUCGUUCAUAAAAGUAAGAGUUGUAAUUUAUGGUAUAGGAGGUAUAGAACACGUGUGAAUCUUUCUCUGUGUUAACCUUACUUCCAUAAAGUAUUCUCACAUUUAUUUAUCCGCUUUUAACAAUUUAACUAUGAUGAAAAAAGUCUUGGAACGUAAAAGGAAAGUAGAGUUAAAUAAGGAAAAUGUACCAGAAAUAGAAACGUUGCCAGCGAAAAGAAUGUCAGAUGAACCGCUUUCGAAAAAGGUAAAAUGGACUAACAAGCAACGGGUAUUGGUUUUCGCUAGUAGAGGAAUUAGUUACAGACAUCGUCAUCUUAUGGAUGAUUUGAAAACUCUUAUGCCUCAUCAUCGCUCUGAAUCAAAAAUGGAACGCACUAAAAAUUUACAAGUUGUAAAUGAAAUAUGUGAAAUGAAAAAUUGUAAUAAAACAAUAUUGUUUGAAGGCAGAAGAAAAAGAGAUCUCUACAUGUGGUUUUCUAAUAUUUCUGAUGGACCCAGUGCUAAAUUUCUUGUAGAAAAUAUAUCUACAAUGGGAGAAUUAAAAAUGACUGGAAAUUGUUUAAAAGGUUCUCGCCCUUUAUUAUCAUUUGAUGAAAAUUUUACCAACAAAGCACAUUACAGUCUCCUCAAAGAAUUACUAAUACAAAUAUUUGGUGUGCCCAACCAUCAGCCUAAAAGUCAACCAUUUUUCGACCAUGUAUAUACAUUUAGUAUAUUAGACAACAGGAUAUGGUUUAGAAAUUUUCAAAUUUUAACUGAAGAUGGUGGUUUAGCUGAAAUUGGUCCAAGAUUUGUUUUAAAUCCAAUCAAAAUAUAUAGUGGAAGCUUUGGAGGAGAAGCACUAUGGGAAAAUCCCACUUAUAUUUCACCAGCAAAGUUCCGUCAAUCUAUAAUUAAAAAAGCUGCUGAUAAAUAUGUAAAUAAGGUGGAACAGAAGUUAGUUCAAGAAAUCAGUAAGCCAAAAGAAUCAUAUUCUUUAAAUCCAACUGAUGAGAUAUUUAAAGGUGACCUGUUAGAAACGGCAAAAGAAUUAGAAGAAACGGAAGCAAAAAUAAUAGAAACUAAUAAACCUAAUAAAACUAAAAAACCAAAAUUAAAAAAUGAUGUUACAAAACAACUCAUAAAGAAAGUAACUGAAGCCAGUUUGAAAAAGAAAGCAGGGUUGAAAAAGAAAACAAGUUUGAAGAAAAAAACAAGUUUGGAAAAGAAAACAAGUUUGAAGAAGAAAACAAGCUUGAAGACAAAAACACGUUUGAAGAAGAAAACAAAAAAAUAAUGAAAUAAUUGUAUUUACAAUAUUUUGUAUAUUAUGCUGUAAUAAUAAUGUUUUUAUUAAAUAUAUCAUAUACUGUAAUUUUUAUUUUCUACUACCAAUACAAUAUGUAGAUUGCAUUAAGACAAAGCAUAUUAAAA